UUAGGCCUCUGGUUUGACGAACAUGCUGAUAUGAAGCUAGCAGUGCAAGAACUAUCAAAAUCUGCAAGUCGAGCCCUUGGACUUCUUAUUUCAAAGUUUUACCGUGCCGGUGGAAUGACGUACUCUGUAUUCACAAAACUUUAUGAAAGUCUAGUACAGCCAGUGCUACUGUAUUGCUCUGCAAUUUGGGGUCAGGCUGAACGUAGAGAAAUCAACAACGUCCAAAACAGAGCAAUCAAGGUGUUUCUUGGAGCGACAAAGAAUACGUCAAACGCCGGCGUCAUUGGUGACAUGGGCUGGUUGUCUACCCUUAGCAAACAGAGGAUUGAAGUGUUCAGGUUCUACUGUCGUGUGAAGUCUGCUAACCCUGACAAGUUACUAAGAAAGAUUCACAACUGGUCCAUGCGAAGGCGUGAUUCGUGGGACGCGCGGGUAGUGAAACUCGGGAAAAAAUACAGUAUCGAAAACUUAUUGGAAUCUGCCGUCAGACCCACUUAUCACACUGUAAACGCCAUUAAACUUAAAGUUCAACAAAAAGACGAAAGUGACUGGUUCGGACAAAUUUGGAACGAUCGUGGUCUUGUGUACGGUAAUAAGUUACGGACUUACCGGAAGUUUAAGAAAGACCGCAAACCAGAACAUUAUGCUAAACAGUACAUGCCUAGAUCUAAGACUUAAUCUUUUUCAUUCUAUGGAAAGCGUCUGCGAAAAUUUUAAAGAAUGUGAUAUCAAUAACAAGUUUAAUUUAUUAAUGGAUAAUUCAGAUAUUCAGUAUUUAUUAGGUAAAACAAUAUUUUUAAUGCUUCGUAGAAGAAGAGUGUUU
This is a messenger RNA of Pecten maximus, 823 nucleotides long. RefSeq lists its product as uncharacterized. The record is from RefSeq and is a predicted model, not a curated record. The transcript is spliced from 2 exons. The coding region runs from base 31 to 678 and encodes 215 amino acids. NCBI's taxonomy places the organism in Eukaryota, Metazoa, Mollusca, Bivalvia, Pectinida, Pectinidae.